CUUUGUCGGCUUUCUCCUUCAGACGCCAGAAAUGGCAGACGAAGAUGACUUUGAGAAAGAUGGUGAGAUCAACGGGCAGAAAGCGGAUAAAAUGUUUGUUCUCAAGAAGUGGAACGCUGUGGCGAUGUGGAGCUGGGACGUUGAAUGCGACACGUGCGCCAUUUGCCGUGUUCAAGUGAUGGAUGCUUGCUUGAGGUGUCAAGCCGAGAACAAGCAAGACGACUGCGUUGUGGUGUGGGGAGAGUGCAACCACUCGUUCCACAACUGUUGCAUGUCGCUGUGGGUGAAGCAGAACAACCGCUGCCCACUUUGCCAGCAGGACUGGAUAGUGCAGCGCAUUGGCAAGUGACGCCCCCAAUCCAGCCACCGCCCAGGGCAUUUCGAACCCCGUCACCACGGAAGUGCCACGGGACUGAUUACACGAGCCUCGGCCAUGUUCUGGAGACGUCCUUUCAUCCGUGCGACCAUCUAGCGCAGAGAUUUGGAGGUCCCAAUGUCGCCGUGAAGUUUAAAGAUUGUGCCAUCAAUGCA
Ixodes scapularis (black-legged tick) is the source of this 531-nucleotide messenger RNA. RefSeq names its product RING-box protein 2 (gene Roc2). The coding region runs from base 32 to 349 and encodes 105 amino acids. Lineage: Eukaryota; Metazoa; Arthropoda; Arachnida; Ixodida; Ixodidae. Gene Ontology annotation, molecular function: ubiquitin protein ligase activity; cullin family protein binding; zinc ion binding. Gene Ontology annotation, cellular component: Cul5-RING ubiquitin ligase complex; nucleus. The transcript is spliced from 3 exons. The record is from RefSeq and is a predicted model, not a curated record. Gene Ontology annotation, biological process: protein ubiquitination; ubiquitin-dependent protein catabolic process.